Messenger RNA from Elgaria multicarinata webbii, 2939 nucleotides. RefSeq names its product pantothenate kinase 1 (gene PANK1). Bases 118 to 1239 code for a protein of 373 amino acids. Gene Ontology annotation, biological process: coenzyme A biosynthetic process. Gene Ontology annotation, cellular component: nucleus; cytosol. The transcript has 7 exons. NCBI's taxonomy places the organism in Eukaryota, Metazoa, Chordata, Lepidosauria, Squamata, Anguidae. The record is from RefSeq and is a predicted model, not a curated record. Gene Ontology annotation, molecular function: pantothenate kinase activity; ATP binding.
GUCUGCAUAAAUGUGACCUUGCAAGUACACAUAACCAGUUGCCGGGAUGUAAAAGUCACACUGACUCGGAUUGACACCCUCAAGGAAAUCUGCUCCUGUUCCCUUUAAUAACUCAAAAUGAAGCUUAUAAUUGAUGAAAAACGGUCAUUCCCAUGGUUUGGCAUGGAUAUUGGUGGGACGCUUGUUAAACUGGUCUACUUUGAACCAAAAGACAUUACAGCCGAAGAGGAACAGGAGGAAGUGGAAAACCUGAAAAGCAUUAGGAAGUACUUGACUUCCAAUACAGCCUAUGGUAAAACUGGAAUUCGAGAUGUCCACCUCGAACUGAAAAACUUGACUAUGUGUGGGCGUAAAGGGAACCUUCAUUUCAUCCGUUUUCCAAGCUGUGCUAUGCACAGGUUCAUACAGAUGGGUAGUGAAAAGAACUUCUCAAGCUUGCAUACCACACUUUGUGCCACAGGAGGCGGAGCGUACAAGUUUGAGGAAGACUUUCGAAUGAUCGCUGACCUUCAGCUUCAUAAGCUAGAUGAGUUGGACUGCUUGAUCCAGGGUUUGCUCUAUGUGGAUUCUGUUGGUUUCAACGGCCAGCCGGAGUGCUAUUAUUUUGAAAAUCCCGCAGAUCCUGAACGAUGUCAGAAAAAGCCUUACUGCCUUGAUAAUCCUUUCCCUAUGCUGCUAGUUAAUAUAGGCUCUGGGGUCAGCAUCUUAGCAGUGUAUUCCAAGGACAACUACAAGAGAGUUACGGGGACCAGUCUUGGUGGUGGUACAUUCCUGGGCCUAUGUUGCUUGCUGACUGGCUGUGAGACAUUUGAAGAAGCUCUAGAAAUGGCAGCUAAAGGAGAUAGCACUAAUGUUGAUAAACUGGUGAAGGAUAUUUAUGGAGGAGACUACGAACGUUUUGGACUUCAAGGAUCUGCUGUAGCAUCAAGCUUUGGCAACAUGAUGAGCAAAGAAAAGAGAGAUUCCAUCAGUAAAGAGGACCUAGCAAGAGCGACUUUAGUCACCAUCACCAAUAACAUCGGUUCCAUUGCCCGGAUGUGUGCUUUGAAUGAGAACAUUGAGAGGGUGGUGUUCGUUGGAAACUUUCUGAGAAUCAACAUGGUCGCCAUGAAGGUGCUAGCCUAUGCCAUGGACUAUUGGUCAAAGGGACAACUCAAAGCUCUCUUUUUGGAACAUGAGGGUUAUUUUGGUGCUGUUGGGGCCCUUCUAGAGUUGCUUAAAAUGACAGAUGAUCAGUGAUAAAGCCCCGAGGAUCUGCAAGACUGCUGUAAGAGUGACAGCUGCUAAGAGGAUGGGAAAGAAGCCAUGAUGGACGUUCUACCUGCUGGAUUUGUAAAUAAUAAUUUAAACUUGUUUUAGCUGAUCUUUUAACUUUAGGGUUGGACGUUAACUUCAGAAUUCAUACCAGGAAUCUAAAAAGGCAUUUUUAUUUGUAUACUACAUUUUUUUAAGACAAAAUGUGCAAUGUGGCCAAACAUUGGCAGAUUUUUAUGGAUUAUGUAAAAAAUAAUGAUGGAUACUGUAUGGGAAAAGGACAUAAGAUAUGAGACACUGGUUUUAUUAUUAUUUUCUUCUGGGGUUUACUGAUCUAGUGUGAUAAUUAUUCAUUUAGUAAUCGCUCUAGGAGAUUUUUAAAAAAUCUUUCAUGACGUUUCAUGAUUGCUGUUGGUUUCAAAUGAAACUGAAAAACUGGCAUUUAGUGUGAACACUAAAGUAAUGAAUCUUGUUGCCUUCAUUGUUCAUUAAACUAUUUCCCCAUCUUCCCCAAGCAGACUACUUUUGUUUGAAAGCCCAUGUUAGCAAUAAUGAGAAGUACUGUUCGAUGUGCCAUCAAAUCUACUGAAAAUAGGGAGAACACUUCAACCUAUCCUGAUACACCAUGUACACUUUGGAAAUGUAUGCACUGAGUUUACUAUCCACAGUACCCAAAACCUAGUAAUCUGAGUUGAACACAUUUUAUUAUUGGACAUUAAAAAGCCUGGUUCCCACAAACAGUAGACAAGAUGGUAAACCUGUUCUCUCAUAACUGAAUGCUCUUCUACAUAGAGAAAAAAUCCUCGCACAUCCUGGCUUUCUAUUUGCAGGGUUUUUAUAAUUAUUAUUAUUAUUUCAUAUGGAAGGAGCAUUCAAUCAUGUGAGGCCCCACCAGCAGUCUGAAAUGGUGCAAUCCAGAAAUAGGUUUAUCAUCUGUUUAUGUGAGAAACAGGCCUUAAAGGACAUGUUUAUUACAAUAAAUACACAUGGAAACGGAAGUCAUACAAGAUGAAUAUUAUGCCAUCUGUUCGACAUCUUUUAAAAUGGCUCAGUUCGGACAACAUAUUAGUCAAUGAUGGUUUUAGAACUCUGUGGUGGAGUUGUUACACCACUUUUGAGAAACGUAUUGUCUGGCAGGAAAACUCCGCACAACGGUGGAUUUUUUUGGGAAAACAUUCCAUGGAGAAUAUUCACACUGCAGAGGAGAGUUCCUGCACAACUGUCAUGUUGCAUGUUGUGUGGUGGGCUCCAUGGAGUUCUCCGUUGAGUUGAAACUGAGCUAAUGUCAAACACAAGUCAAUUUUUAUGUUGAGAAUGAAUGUAAUGUAUACUAAUUCAUUAAAUGAUUAGUGGUAUUCAAAAUUCAAUUGUUAAAAGUAGAAUAAAUACAUACAUACUACAAUUGUGUGAUUAACUAGAAACUUCCAGACCUUGCAAAGAACAGCAUUACAUACUAAAUUAUUUUCUAUCUAGUUGACUGGUGUUGGAAGGACAGUUCUGCUGUCACAUGCUGUGCAGUGUCCAUAACAUGACAGCAUAUGUUUCAGGGAGCAAAAGUUCUCUAAUAAAUUGGAUUUCUUUCUUUGGAAUACAGUAUUUUUUUCUUUAUCUUCAAACCUUUCAUGAAUUAAUUCUAACUGUUGACUUACCUGGCUCAAUAAAAGUCCAUGACUGUUGUGAUGGUU